Messenger RNA from Colletotrichum destructivum, 648 nucleotides. Its product is annotated as Putative protein kinase. Bases 1 to 648 code for a protein of 215 amino acids. NCBI's taxonomy places the organism in Eukaryota, Fungi, Ascomycota, Sordariomycetes, Glomerellales, Glomerellaceae. Gene Ontology annotation, cellular component: nucleus; cytoplasm. Gene Ontology annotation, molecular function: ATP binding; protein serine/threonine kinase activity. The record is from RefSeq and is a predicted model, not a curated record. The transcript has a single exon. Gene Ontology annotation, biological process: intracellular signal transduction; protein phosphorylation.
AUGGCAGAUGGGAAACCGCUCGCACCCGGCGUCCCGUCGCAUGUGUUCUCUCCGGUCAGGCUUGGAGAAGCAAGCGAGAAACUAUCGCUAUCAGAAGCGAAGGUACUGGUUGCAGACUUUGGCGUGGCUUUCUGCCCGGGGCAAGAGUCGAGGUUCGAGUCUUACACACCACUAGAGAUACGGCCGCCAGAGGCCCGCUUCGAGCCUUUGAAGCCCCUAUCCUUUGCCUCUGACAUAUGGAGCCUUGCGUGCACGAUCUGGGUGAUACUCGGACAGCGGCCGUUUCUCGACACUUUCCUCAUCUCCCAAAACGACGCCACGGGUGACCAGGUCGAUGCCCUGGGACCUUUGCCGCCUGAAUGGUGGGAGAAAUGGGAGACGCGAUCGCGGAAGUUCGCCGGCAACGGAAAACCCAAGGAAGGCCGCCUCGCAUGGUCGUGGGAUCAGCGCUUUGAAGACAGCAUCCAGGAGCCCGGACACGAUGAGGGCAUGGAGACGCUUGACGAGAGGGAAAGGGAUGCCCUCUUCGACAUGGUCCGUUGGAUGCUUGCGUUUCGUCCUGAAGAUCGGCCGAGCGCCCGUCAAGUUCUAGAGACGGCGUGGAUGAAGAACUGGGCGAUCCCCGCGCGUGACAAGACUUGGGAGUGA